This is a messenger RNA of Abrus precatorius (Indian licorice), 695 nucleotides long. Its product is annotated as mitochondrial import inner membrane translocase subunit PAM16 like 2-like. Gene Ontology annotation, biological process: protein import into mitochondrial matrix. The coding region runs from base 237 to 590 and encodes 117 amino acids. The transcript has 3 exons. The record is from RefSeq and is a predicted model, not a curated record. Gene Ontology annotation, cellular component: TIM23 mitochondrial import inner membrane translocase complex. Lineage: Eukaryota; Viridiplantae; Streptophyta; Magnoliopsida; Fabales; Fabaceae.
AAGCUAUUUUCAUAUACUGUCUGUAAAGUCUUCCAAACACUCCCGUUGACAUAUUUGAAGUUACUUUUAAUCAUGGUUUGAAUCUUGUGAUUCAAUUUAAUUUACAAUUAAAAAAUUGGGCUAAACAAUUUACAAUUUUAAUAGCUAUUCAAUUUAAUCUGCUAUCUGUAAAUGCUUUUUAUACAAUAUAUUUUUUGGAACUUUCCCUCUAUGGUGAAACUUUAACUGAAUUGUUUAUGCAGGCUGCAAAGAUUCUUGCGAACUUGAUUGUGAUUGGUGGAGGAAUCUUGGCAAGGGCAUUUGUUCAGGCAUAUCGUAAAGCACUAGCUAAUGCCUCAAAAAAUGGUGUUGCGCAAGAGACAAUACAAAAUACUAUCCGCAGAUCUGGUAAGGUGAUGACAGAGCAAGAGGCUCGGCAGAUUCUUGGUGUUUCUGAGGAAACUCCCUGGGAGGAGAUUGUGAAGAAAUAUGACAAUAUGUUUGAGAAAAAUGCCACAAAUGGGAGUUUUUAUCUCCAAUCCAAAGUUCAUCAAGCCAAGGAAUGUCUAGAGGCUGUUCAUCAAGGCAAGAGUCAGGAUACCCCUAGUUGAGAACUCAAUUUUUAUUCAUCAUAUAAUCCUUGUGUAUAUCAUUUUGGCCCCCAAGUUGUAUACGAUUUGCGUAAUCAAAAGUUCCUGAAUUUUUAAUUCUUUUAA